AGACGGAGAGCGGCCACGAGACUUGUUGGGACCUGCGCUGACUCCUGCCGCACAAGAUGACAGCAAGAGACGGGCCCCAAGAUAGGUACAAGGCUGUCUGGCUGAUCUUCUUCAUCCUCGGCCUGGGAACGCUGCUGCCAUGGAAUUUCUUCAUGACUGCCAGGGAGUAUUUCAUCAGCCGCCUCGCAGACCCGGAGGAGGUGAUCCGGGCUGGGAACCAGACUGGUGAGGCUACCUCAUCCCUCUCCUACCUGCAAUCCAUGUUUGACAACUUCAUGACUCUCUGUGCCAUGGUGCCCCUCCUCAUCUUCACCUGCCUCAACUCCUUCAUCCACCAGCGGAUUCCUCAGCAGAUCCGCAUCUCAGGCAGCCUUGUGGCCAUUGGUCUGGUGUUUUUAGUCACUGCAAUCAUGGUGAAGGUCGACAUGGAGCCGCUUCCCUUCUUUGUCUUUACCAUGAUCAGCAUCAUCUUCAUCAACUCGUUUGGUGCCAUGCUCCAGAGCAGCCUCUUUGGGCUAGCAGGGCUCCUGCCUACCAGUUACACAGCUCCCAUCAUGAGUGGGCAGGGCUUGGCAGGCACCUUUGCUGCUUUGGCGAUGAUCUUCAGUAUUGCCAUUGGCGCCAAGCAACCCGAGAGCUUCAUCGGUUACUUCACCACAGCCUGUGUGGCUAUCGUGCUGGCAAUCUUCUCCUACAUCCUUCUGCCUCGCUUGGAUUUCUUCCGAUACUACUCCAUGAAGGACAAGACUGAGUACCGUGUGUACAAUGCUGAGCUGGAGACCAAGAGAGACCUGAUCAAGAAAGAUGAAUUCAAUGGGAUGGAGCAGAAUAACUCAAAGAUCAUCCCUAUCCACAACCCUGAUGAGAAGCCCUCAGUGGUUGCUAUUUUUAAGAAGCUCUGGGUCAUGGCUGUGUCUGUCUGCUUCGUCUUCACUGUCACCAUUGGUGUCUUUCCUUCCAUCACAGCUAAGGUGUCCACUGUCCUUGGAGAUGGAAACAGAUGGGGUCUCUACUUCAUCCCUGUCUCCUGCUUUCUGCUCUUUAAUGUCUUUGACUGGACGGGACGGAGUCUCACUGCUCUCUUCACGUGGCCCGGCAAGGACAGCUGCCUCCUGCCAGUGAUGGUGGCCCUCCGUGUCAUCUUUAUCCCUCUUUUCAUGCUGUGCAACGUGGAACCCCGGGACCAUCUGCCUGUUGUAUUCUCUCAUGACGCCUGGUACAUCAUCUUCAUGAUCUUCUUCUCCAUCUCCAAUGGCUACCUGGCCAGCCUUUGCAUGUGCUUCGGGCCCAAGAAAGUGCUGGCCCAUGAAGCAGAGACAGCCGGAGCCAUCAUGACCUUUUUCCUGUCGCUGGGCUUGGCCCUAGGAGCUGCUGUCUCCUUUCUGUUCCGAAUUCUCAUCUAG
Apaloderma vittatum (bar-tailed trogon) is the source of this 1403-nucleotide messenger RNA. It is a transcript of the gene SLC29A1, whose product is annotated as solute carrier family 29 (equilibrative nucleoside transporter), member 1. The coding region runs from base 57 to 1403 and encodes 448 amino acids. Gene Ontology annotation, biological process: uridine transmembrane transport; nucleoside transmembrane transport. NCBI's taxonomy places the organism in Eukaryota, Metazoa, Chordata, Aves, Trogoniformes, Trogonidae. The transcript has 12 exons. Gene Ontology annotation, cellular component: plasma membrane. The record is from RefSeq and is a predicted model, not a curated record. Gene Ontology annotation, molecular function: nucleoside transmembrane transporter activity.